AUGCCGGACGGAAUGCUCGGCAAGGCGGCGCUCGCCGUCCUUCUCGUGCUCGCCGGCCUUGCGGCCGGGACCAGGCCGCCCCCGCCGCCGGUGUCGGAGGAGACGCUGGAGAAGGUCGCCGGCUCGCUGGAAAUGUACGUCGACAGGCUCCCCCAGAUGCCCAAGGUACGCGGCUACUCCAUGGAACGCGGCCGCGCCACGCCGGUGCACCUCGCCGUCGGGAUGUACCGAAAGAAAUGGAAAUUCCACCGCGACCUGCCGGCGACCACCGUGUUCGUGUUCGGAGAGUCGGCGGAGAGCGCCACGUUCCCCGGGCCGACCAUCGAGGCGCUGCAAGGGGUCCCUCUGUCGGUGACGUGGGAGAACCACCUGCCGGAGAACCACAUCCUUCCGUGGGACCCCACCGUGCCCGCAGCCAUCCCCAGGCACGGCGGCGUCCCGACCGUCGUCCACCUCCACGGCGGCGUCCACCCGCCGCAGUCCGACGCCAGCGCCUUCGCAUGGUUCACCGCCGGCUUCCGCGAGACCGGCGCCAAGUGGACGACGCCGACGUACGUGUACCCGAACGUGCAGUCCCCCGGUGUCCUCUGGUACCACGACCACGCCCUCGGCCUCACGCGCGCCAACCUCCUCGCCGGCCUCCUCGGCGCCUACGUCAUCCGCAAUCCGGCGGUGGAGUGGCCGCUCGGCCUCCCUUGCGGCGACGAGUUCGACCGCGUGCUCGUGCUCGCCGACCGCAGCUUCUAUGCCAACGGCUCCCUCUACAUGAACUCCGCCGGCGACAACCCGCACGUCCACCCUCAGUGGCAGCCUGAGUACUUCGGCGACGUCAUCACCGUCAACGGCAAGGCGUGGCCGUUCCUUCCCGUCGCCCGGCGCCGCUACCGCUUCCGCGUCAUCAACGCCAGCAACGCGCGCUACUUCAACCUCUCGCUGAGCAACGGCCUCCCCUUCCACGUCGUCGGCUCCGACACCAGCUACCUGGCCCGGCCGGUCGCCGCCACCCACGUCGUCGUCGGCGUGUCCGAGUCGUUCGACGUCGUCAUCGACUUCUCCGACGACGAGUCCAACACGCCCGAGGUGGAGCUGGUGAACACGGCGCCGUACCCGUUCCCCGACGGCAACGCGCCGGGCCGCCUCUCCAGCAAGGUGAUGAAGUUCGUCAUCGAACCAGCGAAGACAAGGGACCACUCCAGGGUGCCGGCGAGGCUGCUGGAGUACCACGCGAAGGUCGCCGAGGAAGAGGCGACAAGAAAGCGAUACAUCGUGAUGUACGAGUACGACGACGGCGCGACGGGCGGCCCGACGCACCUGUACAUCAACGGGAAGCGGCUGGAGGACCCGGCGACGGAGACGCCGCGCGUGGGGGCGACGGAGGUGUGGGAGGUGGUCAACCUCACGCCGGACGACCACCCGCUCCACCUCCAUCUGGCCACGUUCCAGGCGGUGCGCGCCCGGGGGCUGGUCGGGCUUGACGAGUUCAGGCGCUGCAUGGCCAGGCUCAACGACGCGGCCAGGUGCAACGUGAGCCAGCACGCCGCUGGGGACGCGGUGGGCGUGCCGGAGCACGAGAGGACGUGGAAGAACGUGGGGAAGAUGGCGCCGGGGCACGUGACGACGGCGGUGGUCAAGUUCCUGAUGGUGGACACCGGCGAGGACUACCCGUUCGACGCCACGGCCGAGCCUGGCUACGUCUAUCACUGUCACAUUUUGGAUCAUGAGGACAAUGCCAUGAUUCGCCCGCUAAAGCUCAUCAGAUAA
Messenger RNA from Triticum turgidum subsp. durum (durum wheat), 1761 nucleotides. The record is from the annotation of a GenBank genome assembly. Lineage: Eukaryota; Viridiplantae; Streptophyta; Magnoliopsida; Poales; Poaceae.